AUGGGAUCUCUGCCUACCGAAGGGCGACCCUUGUCGUUCUCUGCCAUGAAGGCCAAAAAGGCUCCCCUCAAGAUCGCUACCAAGAUUGUGACGGUUGCCUCGACGCCCAAACCAAUCGCUCGAUCCUCGCCCUCCGCAGGCUCCGCUAGGCCGACGUCGGCCUCGCAGAAGGGGCUCAGCAACGGCCAUUCCCGCACCGCGAGUAUCCCUCGAAAAUCAAGUACGCCCGUCUCGGUGCGGUCACGGCAGGGCAGCGGGGAGCCCAUCGAGCGCAUCAAGAACGCGCGACGGAACCAGAAUAAGCGAGCCUCUCCCGCCGUCUCAACGCCCAGGUUGACCAGUUCCGACGAGGACACUGACGACGACGCCACCCAGCCUCGGAAGCGCAUCCGCCUCGACGGCACGGACAGUAUCGACCAGAACCGCAAAGUCAGAGAUGUGCAGGCAUUUUCUCAAGAGGAGGAUGGCGGUUUCCACAUGGUGCACGCCUACGACAUUGCGAACAACAGUCUCGUCGAGCACGGCCACGACCAAUACGCGGCCUUUUUCACAAUCUUGAAUACACACGAGGAGGAGUGCCCUACUAUCGAGCUACAAUACCCUACUUCACUGCAGACGGAAAGAUACCAGUUGGUUAGGCCCAAUGAUCAGUCCGAUUUCAAACCGUUGGACGAGAUCGAAGCGAACAUGAAAAUCGUGGCGGAAUACUAUCUCGAUAGCGCAUCCGCCGAAAAGGUCACGAGCGAAGAGUACGGCUCCGGAAUCGUACAGCAGUUGCGCCAUCAGGCUCUCCUGGGUUUCAAAGGCCGCCCGAACGCUCAGGGAGCUCAGUCAAAGUACAUCGACUUGGUCAACAAGUUCAACGCUUUGGUGGCGGAGAAGCGCAAGGACGGCACAAUCGCCCAGAAACUGGAUCAGAUGCGCCGGGUCGAUCUCAAAUUGGUGGAACACAUCAUCAAGAAUCAGAUCUACGCUCGGACGGUGUCGCCUCGGGUCAACCUCGUGCGACAAUACGAAGGCUUCUCGGACAAUGUGUACGGCGAACUCCUGCCCAAGUUCCUGAGUCAGAUAUUCAAGGAGGCCAACCUCAAGUCCGAUCAAGUUUUCAUCGACCUCGGCUCCGGCGUCGGCAACUGCGUCCUCCAAGCCGCAUUGGAAACAGGGUGCGAAUCAUGGGGCUGCGAAGUGAUGAAGAAUUGCGACACGCUUGCCCAACUCCAGGCCGCAGAGUUCCCGGCUCGGUGCCGUCUCUGGGGUAUCAAACCUGGCGCCAUCCACCUCGUGCACGGUGAUUUCCUGGAGAACAAACAGAUCCGCGAAGUCCUGAAGCGUGCCGACGUCAUCCUGAUCAACAACCAAGCUUUUACCUCGGAGCUGAAUGACAAGUUGAAAUACGUCUUCCUCGACCUGAAGGAAGGGUGUCAGAUUGUGUCGCUCAAACCGUUCCGCAGUCCGACGCACCAGAUCAAGGCCGCGAAUGUCAACGACCCGAUCAACGUGCUGCGGGUGGUGGAGAAGGAGCGGUGGAGUUCCAUGGUCAGCUGGACCGAUGAUCCAGGCAAAUGGUAUCAUCAGCACAAGGAUUCCAGGGAGUUACAGGCUUUUAUGGAGGGGCUCGCUGGAAGGGAGAAGUGUUAG
Molecule: messenger RNA, 1638 nt
Organism: Cladophialophora carrionii CBS 160.54
Lineage: Eukaryota; Fungi; Ascomycota; Eurotiomycetes; Chaetothyriales; Herpotrichiellaceae
Exons: 1
Coding region: 1-1638 (545 amino acids)
Biological process (GO): DNA damage checkpoint signaling; regulation of transcription regulatory region DNA binding; DNA repair
Cellular component (GO): nucleosome; nucleus
Molecular function (GO): histone binding; histone H3K79 methyltransferase activity
Source: RefSeq, a predicted model, not a curated record